GUUAUUAUCAUGAAAAGAUUAUUUAUUAUAUUUGUUUUAAUUUAUCUUAAUGUUCAUGACCGACAAUGUAUGAUACCUAGUAAUAUUCUUGAAGUCGAUACUUUUGAUGUACCGUCACCUUACGAGUUUUUAUGGAUAACAACUAUGUCAUAUUGUAAUGUUUAUUAUUUGACUUAUAAUAUGUUUAUUCGAGUUGGAGUGCCAGUAAAAAAACCAAAUUAUUCUAAUGAUGAUAUAGCGGCUUUUCUUAUACCUGAUAAUAUUGAUGAUUGGUCAGACGAAACAGUCUUAGACUUGCCAUACAAAUUUUUAAAAUUGAGGGAAGCUUCUCAAAUUAUCGAAAGUUUUGUUUUUGAAAUUAAGGAAUAUCAAAAUGUUACAGGAGCUGAAGAUAAAAUAACAGGAUUAAAAAUAUGGGAGUCAGUUGAAGAUAAUUUUGUCAAUUUCAUGAACAAUAUUUACAUUUUAUCAAAUCAAGUGAAUCAAGUGAUAUAUGAAUUGAAUAUUGAGCAACAAACCGUAUAUACCACGGACUCUUCAACUAUGAUGUACUUAUACUUAGAUAUUUUUGAUCAAAUGGUUGAUAUAAUGUCAGAAAGCAUUGUACCAUAUCAAAAUGCAUUUAACUUCCUUGAAAAAUAUAAUUCAAAAAAUAAUGAAGAAAAAAAUAUUAAGCAAGAAUUGAAAAACGAAAAUAAUCUAAAUUCACAAGAAUAUACUCGAGUAAAGUUGGUUGAAGUAUAUGAUUUGUAUAUAAAAGCAUUAAGAAUAUUUUACAAUUCGAUUGAAAUACAAUUUUCUGGAUUACAUUUUAUAACAUGGUAUGACUUAAAUUCAUCAAAGAGUAUUUUUGAUUAUAAAGCAUCACAACUUUUAACAUAUAUUAUAAAAUUAAAAGAAUAUGUUCAAGAAGCGUAUAAAUAUAAUAAGGCAACUAUACCAAAAUUAACAUCAAAAAUUCAUGAACAACAAUGA
This is a messenger RNA of Rhopalosiphum maidis (corn leaf aphid), 975 nucleotides long. RefSeq lists its product as uncharacterized. Lineage: Eukaryota; Metazoa; Arthropoda; Insecta; Hemiptera; Aphididae. Bases 10 to 975 code for a protein of 321 amino acids. The record is from RefSeq and is a predicted model, not a curated record. The transcript has 4 exons.